AUGAAAUUGCAAUCUCUAAGACGUGAUUUUGAAACUCUGCUCAUGACAAAUGACGAAUCAAUUGAUGACUUUUUGUCAAGAGCAAUGAAAAUAGUUAGUCAGAUGUGUACCUAUAGAGAGAAAAUUUCAGACGAAACAAUUGUUGCAAAGGUGUUGAGAAGCUUAACUCAAAUGUUUGACCAUGUGGUAGCUGCCAUAGAAGAAGCUAAGGAUCUAUCAAUACUCUCUGUUGAAGAACUGAUGGGCUCGCUUCAAGCUCAUGAGUCAAGAAUCAAUAGAUCAUCCGAUAGGAAUGAAGAAAAGGCACUACAAGUGAAGGAGACAGCAAACAACGAAGAUAACGAAAGAGAAAAUAUUCAUUUAGCAGGUAGAAGUCGUGGAAGAGGAGGAUUUCACAGCUUCAAUGGUGGUCGUGAUAACAAGGGUAGAUGGAGAAAUGAUGGACAAAUGCAAUUCAACGAACAAACAGAAAAUGAAGAAGAAGAAGAAAAGCUUUUUAUGGCGUGUAUUAAUACUAAUCCAAAAAAAGGCACCAAAUCCUUAUUCAAAGAGCUUGAUGAGACGCAAAAAAUUAAGGUUGAACUUGGAAAUACAAAAGAGAUGCAAGUUGAGGAAAAAGGCACAGUGAAAGUCGAAACCAAUCAUGACCCUAUGAGUUAUGAAGAAACAACUGAAAAAGAAGAGUGGAAAAAAGCCAUGGUAGAAGAGGUGCAGUCCAUUGAGAAAAUCAUGGUAGAAGAGAUGUAG
Molecule: messenger RNA, 747 nt
Organism: Cucurbita maxima (winter squash)
Lineage: Eukaryota; Viridiplantae; Streptophyta; Magnoliopsida; Cucurbitales; Cucurbitaceae
Exons: 4
Coding region: 1-747 (248 amino acids)
Source: RefSeq, a predicted model, not a curated record